AUCAACUUCGGUUCCUUCACUGCUCACUGCUCAUACGCAUAUUGUGAGACAGAUUGUAAAAUUCACUUUCAUAAGUGAGGGAAGAGAACGACAAGGGGCGAAACUGGAAUCCUGAAUAUUGGCACUUUCACUUCAAUCUGCUGCUGACAGAGAAAUAAAGGAGGAAUCAAACUGAAAGUAACUGAGGUAGUAACCUGAUACAGCAGCUUAAAGAAACAACUGACUGUCUUCCUGGUUCAGCAUUCUGAUGUGUUGAGCUUCGUUCAGAAAGAAAAUGGCUUCAGCAGGAUCUGAGUCUCUCUGCAGUCUGCACUCUGAGAAACUGAAACUCUUCUGCCUGGACCAUCAGGAGGCCGUGUGUGUCAUCUGCCGAGACUCAAAAACACACAACAACCAUGUAUUCAGUCCCAUUGACGAAGCUGCACAGGAUCUCAGAGAGAAACUCCAGAGAUCUCUGAAGCCCUUACACGAAAAACUGACGCUCUUCAAGCAAAUUAAAGGAAACUGUGAUCAAACAGCAAAACACAUCAAGGUCCAAACCCGAGACACAGAGAGGGAGAUUAAGGAGCAGUUUAAGAAGCUUCACCAGUUUCUACAAGAGGAAGAGGAGGCCAGGAUCACUGCUCUGAGGGUGGAAGAGAAGCAAAAAAGUAGAUUGAUGAGGGAGAAGAUUGAGGCUCUGAGCAGAGAGAUAGCAGCUCUGUCAGACACAAUCAGAGCCACAGAAAAGGAUCUGAGGGCUGAAGACGUCUCAUUCCUGCACAGCUACAAGGCUGCAGUCAAAAGAGUCCAGCAGCGUCCCCUGCCGAAUGAUCCAGAGCUGGUCUCAGGAGCUCUGAUAGAUGUGACUAAACAUCUGGGCAACCUGACCUUCAACAUCUGGAACAAGAUGAAGGAGAUGGUCUCCUACACUCCUGUGAUUCUGGAUCCAAACACUGCUCAUCCAGACCUCAUCCUGUCUGAAGAUCUGACCAGUGUGAGACGUGGAGAGAGACAGAAGCUUCCCGACAAUCCAGAGAGGUUCGACUGUUAUCACAUUGUCCUGGGCUCUGAAGCCUUUACCUCAUCAACGCACACCUGGGAUGUUGAGGUUGGACACAAUACAGGCUGGGUCCUGGGGGUGGCAGCGGAGUCUGUCCAAAGGAAGAGAGACGUAAAGUCUGGAUUGUGGCGAAUUGGGUUAUCUGAUGGUAAAUAUGCAGCGGUCUCACCAUCAGAUCCCCACAUUAUUCUCUCAGUGAAGAAGAAGCUCCAGCGGAUCAGAGUUCAUCUGGACUGGAACAGAGGGAAACUGUCGUUCUCUGAUCUGGACACUGACACACACAUACACACCUUCACACACACUUUCACUGAGAGGCUGUUUCCAUACAUUAGCAGCAGGAAUGAAUUCCAACUGAAAGUGUUACCAGUGAACGUCUCUGUAACACACAAACAGCUUAGUCAGUGAAGACAAGAAUCAUCUCUUAAACAGCAGCACUGAACAAUUACGAGUUAUUUCAAGUAUCUAGUUUUCUUUCUAUGCAUGUUUACAUAGGUGAGUAUCUGAUUCUCACCUAUGGGCUCGUAACGUGGCUCUGAAAAGCUUGCUCCUUUAUUCAGUUUGGAUCUGUAGCAUUUAGAACAGAUCAGUGUCAAACCAUGAAAAUGUACAUAGAAACUUCUCAAACCAUUUCUGCAGCAUAAUCAGCUUUUCAUCCCUUUAUAUGUAUUCUCCAAGUUGUUUGGUUUUUUUUUUGGGGGGGGGGGGAGUUUUACUACCUUGUCUUUUUAGAGAGCUUGGGCUGGUGUUGAUGUUAUACUGGGCAAUAAAAAUAAA
Messenger RNA from Toxotes jaculatrix (banded archerfish), 1816 nucleotides. Its product is annotated as E3 ubiquitin-protein ligase TRIM39-like. The coding region runs from base 275 to 1447 and encodes 390 amino acids. Gene Ontology annotation, molecular function: zinc ion binding; protein binding. The record is from RefSeq and is a predicted model, not a curated record. Lineage: Eukaryota; Metazoa; Chordata; Actinopteri; Toxotidae. The transcript has a single exon.